UUCAGUUUCUCUUCCUAACAAGCAAAACCCAAAACAGAUCGAAUCAAUUUUUUUUUUCUUUUUCUUUUUUUUUUUAUAAUAAUUUGGGAGGGGGGUUUUUUAAUUUCACCUAACCUAAUUGAUUAUCUUUUACCCUUUAAUCUCUCAUUGCGUUGCAUCUGAGUUUCCUCCAAUUGAAACAACAACAACAACAACAACAACAAGAGAGAGUUUUUUUUUUUGUUGUUGUUCGGGAAAGAAGGAUUCAAAAAAUGGCGACGAACAUUGGGAUGAUGGAUAGUGCUUACUUUGUUGGAAGGAAUGAGAUUCUGAGUUGGAUCAAUGACAGGCUUCAUCUCAAUCUCUCUCGUAUCGAAGAGGCUGCAUCCGGUGCUGUGCAAUGUCAAAUGUUGGACAUGACCUUCCCAGGAGUUGUGCCAAUGCACAAGGUUAAUUUUGAAGCUAAGAACGAGUACGAGAUGAUACAAAACUACAAGGUCAUGCAAGAAGUCUUCACCAAAUUGAAGAUUACAAAACCAUUGGAAGUCAACAGGCUUGUCAAAGGCCGACCACUAGACAACUUGGAGUUUCUACAAUGGCUGAAGCGUUUUUGCGAUUCCAUAAACGGCGGCAUUAUGAACGAGAAUUAUAAUCCAGUAGAACGAAGAUCAAGAGGUGGCAAAGAGAAAUGCGUAAAGGGAUCUAGUAAGAUCUCAAAGUCGUUGCAAACAAACAAUAUGCAUCAUCCUCCUGUUACUACUUCCAACAAACCAUCUGGUCCCAAGCAAGCAAAAUCACAUGCAGUUGGAGGUGGGAGCAACUCAUCAGCCGAAGUGCAUGCUCUGUCAAAGGAGAUAGCAGAUCUCAAGGUCUCGGUCGAUCUCUUGGAAAAAGAAAGAGACUUUUACUUCUCUAAGCUCCGGGACAUAGAGAUACUCUGUCAGACCCCUGAACUCGAGGAUCUUCCGAUAGUGGUAGCAGUUAAGAAGAUAUUAUAUGCAACCGAUGCAAAUGAAUCUGCACUAGACGAAGCUCAAGAGUGCCUAAACCAGUCUCUAGGGCUUGAGGCUGAUGAAGAAGAAGAAAAAGAAGAGGAAGCAGCAGAAGAAGAAGCAGCAGAGACCCAAACUUAAAGUUGUUGACAAAUAAAAGUAGAGAACAACGAUGGUCCAUUGCCUUGUCUUAGAAGAUAGAUCACUUGAGAGUUGAGAGGGUGUUUGCUCAAUAUUCGAUAUACCCUAACCGGUUUUUUGGUUUUAAAAAAGUGAACCGAACCGAAUUUGCUCCGUCCUAAAUUUGAAAGAUUAUCCGAUGGGUCUAAUUGUAUCACAAUGUUUUUUACAA
Molecule: messenger RNA, 1323 nt
Organism: Capsella rubella
Lineage: Eukaryota; Viridiplantae; Streptophyta; Magnoliopsida; Brassicales; Brassicaceae
Product: microtubule-associated protein RP/EB family member 1B
Exons: 8
Coding region: 252-1112 (286 amino acids)
Biological process (GO): spindle assembly; regulation of microtubule polymerization or depolymerization; thigmotropism
Cellular component (GO): microtubule plus-end; microtubule organizing center; spindle midzone
Molecular function (GO): microtubule plus-end binding
Source: RefSeq, a predicted model, not a curated record